Messenger RNA from Pelobates cultripes (western spadefoot toad), 436 nucleotides. Lineage: Eukaryota; Metazoa; Chordata; Amphibia; Anura; Pelobatidae. The record is from the annotation of a GenBank genome assembly.
GCUGACCAGGGGGGAAUGUGCUGACCCAAAAGACACCAAACGUGGAACCGUCCGGGUCCGGCCUACCAGGCGCCGUGGAGACGACUGCUCUCCGGUGCCGACUUCUGAAAAUCACAGCGGACACCUGCAACCCUACCGCCAUCCACGACUCUCACUGCCUCUUGAGCAUCAAAGCAGGGCAGCAUCCAAGAUGGCAGAGCACGCAAGCAACCCCACUACUGAGGCCUACCUAGCAGCCUCUCAAGCACGACUGAAUCUAAUAUUUGAAAAGUUUUGGGCACUGCAGGAGGCACUGCAGGAGGUCACACCAAGACACAACCGUCACAUAGCUGAGCCCGCGAAACCGUGGACCUACCUGCAUGAUCCCGCCAAGCACCUCAAGCCACCAAGCGCACAGAAGAACCGCUGGCCCAGCAAGAAGCAGCUGCAAUUGUAG